Messenger RNA from Manihot esculenta (cassava), 2255 nucleotides. RefSeq names its product trihelix transcription factor GT-3b. The coding region runs from base 349 to 1143 and encodes 264 amino acids. NCBI's taxonomy places the organism in Eukaryota, Viridiplantae, Streptophyta, Magnoliopsida, Malpighiales, Euphorbiaceae. The transcript has 2 exons. The record is from RefSeq and is a predicted model, not a curated record.
GGGACUGUUUGGGAGAAGAAAAGAAUGGGAGAGAUGGAAAGAGAGAGAGAGAGAGCUAUUUGAUUUCGUUUUCUACGUCUGAAUGAAUAGCGAAAACGCUCUCUUUGACACCUAAGCUGAAGAAGAAGAAGAAGAAGGGAAGAAACUUUUCCUUUGUUUCAUCUGGGCGAUUCACACUUCAUUUUCUGUUCACACCACCUUCCUAUAAAUCUUUACUCUUCUUUCUCUCUCCAUCUUUUUCCUUUCGAUUCCGUAUCUAUCUUUCUUUUUAAUUUGGUGUGUGAAAAUCGAUCGAUCUUGUUCUUGUGUGCGUUGUCUGAAUUAUUUGUUGUUGCGUGUGCGUGUGUAAUGGAAGCGCAUCAUCAUCAGCAUCACAUCAGUGUUAACGUUGAUACUGAUAGGUUUCCUCAAUGGAGCAUUCAAGAAACGAGGCAGUUCUUGAUGAUUCGAUCUGAACUGGAUCGAACUUUCAUGGAGACUAAAAGAAACAAGCUUCUUUGGGAUGUGAUUUCUAAUAAACUGAAGGAAAAGGGUUUUCAUCGCAGCGCAGAUCAGUGCAAGUGCAAGUGGAAAAACCUCGUCACUCGUUACAAGGGAUGUGAAACGAUUGAACCUGAAUCUUUGCGACAACAAUUCCCAUUUUAUAGCGAGUUGCAAGCAAUUUUCUCGGCCAGGAUGCAACGAAUGUUAUGGACUGAAGCAGAAGGAGCAGCAGGAGGGUCUAAAAAGAAAGCGGUGCAGCUAUGUUCUGACGAGGAAGACGAUAACGAAGAAAGCGAGGGAGAGAAGCUGGGAAGUACAAGAAAGAAGAAAAAAGGCAAAAGCGCUGCGAAUAUAAGCGGGGGCGGUAGUAGCAGUGGAAAUAUCGGUAGCUUAAAGGAAAUUUUGGAAGAUUUCAUGAAGCAACAGAUGCAAAUGGAGAUGCAAUGGAGAGAAGCGUUUGAAGCUCGGGAAAAUGAGAGGAAAAUGAUGGAGAUGGAGUGGAGACAAACGAUGGAAGCAUUAGAGAAUGAGAGGAUAAUGAUGGAUAGGAGAUGGAGAGAGCGAGAAGAACAAAGAAGGAUAAGAGAAGAAGCUAGGGCAGAGAAGAGGGACGCACUAAUCACAGCACUUUUACACAAGCUUAGAAGAGAAGAGAUUUAAAUCAAGCAUUUAAUGCGUUUUUGUUGUUUUGAAGAAGAAGGAAAGCUUUGUAAGAGAUAGAGAGGUUUGUCUCCGAAAUUCUCAUUUUGAAGUUGUUAUCGUUCUUUAGAUAUCUUAAUCAUCAAACUUAUGUAAUUGUCUUAUCUUAAUCAUCAAACUUAUAUAAUCAUUAAGACAAGACUAAGUUAAAAGAAUUGAAACUUUCUGGUAAGAAUCAAAAACAAAAUUUAAGGAAAUUUAGGAAUCACAGAGCAAGAGUGGAGAAUAAAAGAAAAGAUAAUGCUCAUGUGAGCAAGAGUGCAAGAACGCAAUAAGCUCAUCGUGGUGCACAGUUGUGGUGUUAAUGCUCCAUUGUUGCUAAUGCCUCUCAACUUCAUCAAGGUGUGUUUGAUUUUGUGUUAACUUUCACUUACAUAUGCACAAGUGUUCUGAAUUUUUACAUAUUUAUAUAUGCAUUUACUAGAUUGUGUGCCAUGAAAAACUUAUUUAGACCGAGUAUAAGUAAAUUCAAAAUGUAAAAUACUAGUAUAAUCCAUUUAAAAUUUCGUAUAUUUACGAUACAGAUUUAUGUAAAGCUGAUUUAGGAAAGAAUUACCCUGGUAGCCAUAAUCAAAUAUGCAACUUCCUAGAAAUGGCCAUCAGAAACAAGUUGUUUCAAAUUGUCAUCAACUGCUCCAUUUUCCUUUAUUCAUUUCAGAAACCAAGAUUAUACGAAAACCAUCUCAGUAGAAUAAGGUUGGUGGUGAGAAAUGUUUCUUGCUGUUUAAGUGUCAACCAAGGCUUUGUGAAAGUCAAAAAAAUGUGCAUGACUUGUUUUAAAAUCCUAAAAAAAAAAAAUAAAGUUUUUGACCAUAUAUAAUUAAAUAGAUACAGAUGUUCGUUGCAGCUUUCGUCAUCUGAAUGAGGUAGGACAAAACCUAGAAGUUAGAAGCUUUUCUUUUGGGUUGUGAGAAAAUUUUCUAAGAGGGACUUGCAAAAUUCUCCACAGGUAAAACAAUGUAAUGUAAUUUGGAAGGAGGUGUCAUAUACCUUGAAUGUGUAAAUAAGUCGGUAUUCUAGAAAAUGUAUAAAUGAGUCGAUGAUACAUGAUAUCUAGCUAUCUAAAAGUACAU